GUGGGGGCGGUUCCGGGUCGGUGCUCGGCUCAAGUGUGCGGGGCGCCGCCAUCUUUGUGCGGGGCGGACGGCGAUGCCCAAGUCCUGCGCGGCGCCGCGGUGCAGCAAUCGCUACAGCAGCCGCUGCCGGCAUCUCACCUUCCACAGGUUCCCCCGGAGCCGGCCGGAGCUGCUGGCCCGCUGGGUGGGCAACCUGGGCCGCACGGACUUCCAGCCCAGCCGCCACGCAGUGCUCUGCUCGCAGCACUUCCAGCCCGACUGCUUCAGCCCUUGCGGCAACCGCGCCAACCUCCGGCCCGACGCCGUGCCUACGCUCUUCACCACCCCGCCCGCUGCCAACGUGAGCCUGCCUCCCCUGCCGGGCGGGUCUGGGCCGGACACCGCGGUUCCGUGCCUGGGGAGCCCUCAUGGUACCAGGCGAGGGCCCCAGCAAAUCGGGAAGGGGAAGAGUUCUCUGAAGGAUGCUGAGGAUCCCCCGUUGCCAAAAGACUGUACAGACAGUUGGAAGGACAGCGGACUGGAAGUAGAAGCUGUUCUUCAGGAGCCCCAGUCUACUACAGAGCAGCCAGUAAAGGAGGUUACUACAACAGAGGCAGCAGAAACAGAGGACAGGCAGCUGAAAUCCAGGCCCCUGAUGCAGAGGCACCACCCUCAGAGCUCAGAUCACAGCUAUGCCAUUGCUGAUUGCACUUCCUUGAAAAAAAAGCUCUUUCAAGCCCUGGAAGAAAAUGAAAAACUCCGAAAAUGCCUGAAAGUUAAAAGUGUAGAACUAAAAAGGAUACUUGUGCGGCUCCAAACUUGUAAAAAGGAGCACUGAGAACUCCAAGCUAACCAAGCUCCUGGAAGGGUGCUGGGCCUGACUUUCUAAACACUCUUCUACCUCCAAGAACAGCAGCUCAAGAGGCUGCUGCCUAGUGUGACUUUCCCAUGGGCUAGGGAAACCUCAUUGCUGUGGUUUCUCCUGGGCAUAGCUUGACAUUCACACAAAUCAUAACUGCCUGGUGGACAAGAGCUGAGAACUAGUGCCCACAGUCUGAGACAGAAAAAUCUGAACGCAUGAAAACCCAAACUUUUACAUCAUGCUUGAGUACUUGUAAUGUUAGUAUGGUUGUUAAAGGGAAAAGGAGAAAAUUGACAGGGUAACUAGGAGAUGCUACAAAAGUUUCCUUGGAUGCUGUUGCUUCUAGUAUGCCAUUUAAUUGAGGCUGAGAAGUGGGUAAUUUAGUGCUUCCUUAAGGCAUUUUUGCCUGUUAUUUUGAUAAGAGUUAAUAGUACUUAUUUUUCUCCCCUAUGUAACAUAUAGGUGGUCAGAAGCAUCUCACCUGUAAUCUUCCUGUAAAUGUAAAACAAAAAACAGUUGUGAACUAUUCUAAAGCUACAAAGCAGCUGAAGGGGUCAAAAAGCCAGUUUGUAAGUGGUAUUAGGGUUGUUCUAGUUCCCUUUUAUUCUGUAGGCUGUAAGAAAAGGGAUUUACUUUGACAGUAAAAAUUAUUUAAGCACAGUAAAACAUAAGGGUCAGCGUUGACUGUUUAUUACUUACAAACUUUAUGACUUUUUAUGUCUCCUUCUUAGUUCAAGUAUUGAAAUUUAUGUAUCUAGUGGUGGCAUUUUUCCUGUAAUUAACAAUAAAUGUGUUUAAUAAUUUUUGUACUUCUGAACAUUUCAUUUCCAGACAAUCCUUCUAUUAUGACUAAUAACUUUCAGUAGCAGAGCCUGGCUCCAAUCAGAUGUGGGUGAUGGUAAAAACAGUGAAAGAUGGCAAUUUUUGAGAGCUUAUGAGACAUAAAUGUUCAAACCUGCCCCCCCACCUCUUCUUAGAGACACAGGCCUUCUCCCUUGUUACUCAAUAACUUGCUGUACACAGGCCAGACUUAUAUUUAUAAAACAGAACUUGAAAGAGAAUCAAAUCAGGAAAAGGUUUAUUUGGACAAUCCAGCAUUUUCCGCUUCACCAGCUGACAAGGUAAAUGAAGUAUUUGGUGCCUAGAAAAUUAAGUCUGCAUCAAAAGGUACCUGGGGUAGUUUUUAACUAAGAUUCAUUCAAAACACAAAGUUUAUUGCAAAAUUAACAUGUAAAUAAAAUCUGUGGUGAUAAGUAAUGAGAACUCCUACAGCAGGAGCCAUUCACAAAUAACAAGGAGAUUUGUUUUUUUUUAAACCUGGUGACCAUCAUUGGAUUAUAAGAGUAGGCAGGGGAGAGACUUCCCAGCUUUUCUGGAACAGCUAUAAUGAACUGACUCUU
Gavialis gangeticus (Gharial) is the source of this 2241-nucleotide messenger RNA. It is a transcript of the gene THAP3, whose product is annotated as THAP domain containing 3. NCBI's taxonomy places the organism in Eukaryota, Metazoa, Chordata, Crocodylia, Gavialidae. The transcript is spliced from 5 exons. Bases 74 to 817 code for a protein of 247 amino acids. The record is from RefSeq and is a predicted model, not a curated record.